Plasmodium falciparum 3D7 is the source of this 3006-nucleotide messenger RNA. RefSeq lists its product as uncharacterized. The record is from RefSeq and is a predicted model, not a curated record. Lineage: Eukaryota; Apicomplexa; Aconoidasida; Haemosporida; Plasmodiidae.
AUGAAAAAGAAAAAAAAGAGUGGUGAAGAUGAUGUAUGGGACGAAUCAUUAAACGACUUUAUGGAAUUAAAUAAGAAUAGUUGUAGUUUAACAAGAGAUACAAUACAUGGUCGUCUUCGACCUGAACCUGAAAUAAUAGAAAAUAUAUUAGAAGAAUUAGAAAAUAAGAUAAGACAUUAUUUUAAUUUAUAUCAAAUCGAAAAGGAGAAAAGGACAUGUUCAGAUAAGAAUAAUUAUUAUUUACAAAAGGAAUUAUAUAAAGCAUAUGCAACAUUAGAUAAGAAUAAAUUAUAUACAAAAAAACUGGAAGAUAAAUUAAAUAGUAUUAAAGAAAAUGAAUGUAAUUUAAUAGAUACAGUACGACGUAUUGAUUUGUUAUAUAUCCAAUUAGAUACUUUAGUACAAUCUUUUGCAGGUGUAUGUACUCAAGUAAUUGUUGAAAUAAAUGAAAAUAAGGAUAAUGUAAUGAAUACAAUUGACAUAAAAAGAAAGAAGGGAGAAACAAUAAAGAUGUUAUUAGAUUAUAUAUAUCCUUGUCGAACACUUGACCCACGUCUUAAUUCAUUAUAUGGAAUGUUAUAUUAUCAAUCUAUUGGUUUAUUAAAAGAUGAAAGUUUUGUAGGCCCUCCUAUACCUCCUAUACCACCUGUAGUACCUUCUGAAUCAAAUGGAUGGUUACCUCCAUGUGGUAAUAAUAAUAAUAAUAAGAUGAUGAUAACAAGUGAUAAUUAUGUGAAUAUUUUAUCAGAUCAUCGUUUUUCUGAUUUAAUAAGAAUGGUACAUAGUGGGCAAAGUGCUGUUAUCAAUUAUCCUGAUAUAAUAAAAAAUAUGGAGGAUGCAGAAAAGGUUCCCCAUAAUGAAAAUAAAAAUAAUAUUAACAUUAAUAGUAAUCUUAAUAGUAAUAAUAUUAAUAUGAAUGAUAAAGGAAGUUCUUAUGAAUCAUUAAUUGUACAGGACUUGACUGGUUUCGAUGUACAUAUAGGUAUCAUAGAAAUAAAUUGCCAUAUGAAUGAUCCUAAAAUUGUAUGUGUCGUACGAUAUGACGAUGAAAGCGUUAAUUCAGCUAUUCAAGAUGUUCAAAGGGUUAGCAAACCUAAAAGUCCUGAUCAGGUGAUGUCAACAGGUGAAUAUAUUUUUAAUGUGGAUAAUAAAAUACAUUUGAAUAAAUUACCACAGAAGAAAACUGGAGAUGUUCCAAGCUUUAUGAUAGACAUACAUGAUGUAAAUGCAAAGGAGUUACUUGGUGUAUGUUCAUGUUCUUUUAUUAAUGAGAAGACUUUAAUAAAAAACAGUAUUUGGGAUAUAUAUUCUAAAAAGAAUAAUUCGACACCAGAUAUGAUAAUAGGAAAAAUUUAUGUAACAAUUUCUCCAUAUCCAUCUAAGUCUAUAUUACCUGCCCAGCUUUUUAAGAAUGUAAAACACACUCAAUAUAAUACAACAGGUAGGAUGGUUUCUCAGGGUGUUGUAUCGAAAUCUAAUGUAGAUAUGUCAAAAAAAAUGAAUGACAUUAAGAUAUCUACUAAAGGAAAGGUAGGUUUUCAAAAAUCGGCUGUCCUUAGUAAGGUUAUAGUGGAGAAAACUCCUCUUGAAAGCAAAAUGAAAACCUCAGCUCCAAUUCAAAGAGGAAAGCGGGUGUCCUUCAAGACCUUCUCCCUAAAAUUGGAAUCGUCAGGGUCAAAAGAAAAGGCAGAUAAUAAUACAGAAGAGGAAAGUAAAAAGCAGAGGGAGAAAGAAGAAAAUGUUGCAGAUAAUAAUAACAGAAAUGUGGACGAUAAAAAAAAAGAAGGUGAUAAGAAUGUGGAAGAAACAAAUAAAAUAUCUUCAACAUUUUCUGUAAAAAAUUUUAUCAAGAAUUUUGCAAACAAGAUUGAGUCCAAUAAAAUCGAAAAGGAGAAUGUUUCAUUUACUUUGAAGAGAAAAACAGAAAAUGAGGAAAUCAAGGAUGAUAAAAAUUUAACUGAAGAAAAUAAAGUGGAAAAGAAGGAACCAGAGGAUGAAAAUAAGAAUAAAGAUAAUAUUGUAAAGAAGGAAAUUUCAAAAGCAAAAGAUGGUAUCUUAAAAAUUAAGCUCCCUGCAUUAGCAAAAAAGGAGCCAAGCAUUGUUACGAAGGAGAUGGCAAAGAGUAAUUCCAUCGAACAAAAGUUAGAUGAUGAGAAGAAGAUGAUAUCAAUGGGGAAAAGUAUAGAAAUGAAAGGAAAAGGUCUACCGGCAAGCAACGAAAAUAAUAAUGAAAAUAAAAAUGAUAACAACGGAAAUAAUAAUAACAGUGCAGAUGGUAAGGGCAUAAUAGGUAAACCCAAAAUCCCUUUGCCAAAAAUAAAAAUGGAGUUAAAAAAAGAAAAUUUAAAUAAAAUUUUAUUAAACAAAACGAUAGCCAAAACUUCAACAGAUGAAACAAACAUGAGCAAUACAAAGAACGAAGAAGGAACCAAACCCAAGUUUUCCAUCUUUAAAAAAGACACUCCUCUUAAUAAAAAAGAAGAUAGUGCAAAAGUAUCAAAAUUUGCAAAAAUAUCGAAAACAGUGCUAAAUAAAAAUGAUAUGGAACAAAACAAAAUUGCUGAAGGAAGUAAAGCAAAUGAUGUUGCAAUGAAAAAGGAAACAACAGCCAAAGGAGAAAUAGUUAGUGAAAAGAAGAAAACGAGUAAAGGUUCAAUGUUUUCUUUUUUUAAGUUAAGACAUUCAAAGGUAGAAAAUGAAGGGGAUACAACUAAAGUAGGCGAGGUACAAAAAGGUGUAUCCGAAACACAAAAAAAGGAGGUAGGAAAUAAAGCUAUUGAAAAGGACGUUUCAAAGAUGAUUAAAUUGCCAAUCCAGAAAAAGGAAGCACCAAGUAUAACAUCACAAGAUAGUGUGGAGAGCGAAGAACUGAAAAGCAGAAUUCAAGAAGCCAAAAGUAAGACCCUAUUAAUUGAUAAAAGCAAGAUAAUAAGCAAAUUGUCAAAAAAUGUACUGGUCAAAAAGGAAAUUAAAAAAUUUGUUCCCAAGUUGAAAAAUUUUGCAUGA